CCACGUCAGGCCUGGGCGGCCCCGGCGGGCGGAGCGGCGCGGCGCGGCGCGGCGCGGCGAGGAUGGGCGGCUGGGCGCUGGCCGUGCUGCUGUGCGCGCUGCGGGCGGGCCGCGCCGCCGGCACCGAGCUCACCUUCGAGCUGCCCGACAGCGACAAGCACUGCUUCCACGAGGAGCUGGAGCGCGGCCUCAAGUUCACGCUGGACUACCAGGUGAUCACAGGGGGACACUACGAUGUGGACUGCUAUGUGGAGGACCCCAACGGCAGGACUAUCUAUAAGGAGACCAAGAAGCAGUACGAUAGCUUCCCACACCAAGCCGAAGUCAAGGGCGUCUACACUUUCUGCUUCAGCAACGAGUUCUCCACCUUCUCGCACAAAACUGUCUACUUCGACUUCCAGGUCGGCAACGAGCCACCGAUCCUGCCCGACAUGAGCAACCGAGUCACCGCCUUGACACAGAUGGAGUCUGCCUGUGUCACGAUCCACGAAGCUCUGAACACGGUGAUAGACUCCCAGACUCACUAUCGCCUGCGGGAAGCCCAGCACCGCAACCGAGCGGAAGACCUCAACGACCGGGUUUCGUACUGGUCGGUUGGGGAAACCAUCAUCCUCUUUGUGGUCAGCGUUGGCCAAGUGAUGCUGCUCAAAAGCUUCUUCACUGAAAAGAGACCAGGCAGUGGCGGAGCCGGCACCUAGGAGCCGAGGGCAUUCCUGUGCCCAGGCCUGCAGCAGAGGGUGGGAGGCAGGAGCGGGCAGACAGCCAGCGGUCUCCUCGGUCACACGUUUACCUCUGUCCUUCGCAAGGUGCUGCCGUAGGGAGGGGGCUGGGGAAGAAGCCGGGGAUGAUGCAACACUGCAGACCUAGACGGCAAACGGUCGUGGCACAGGCCUCCCGGAGCAGUUCCCCCGGCGACACUUCCCUCUUUGCCGUCGCCCGCCGGCUCCGCGGUGCCUGCCGCUCCCUGCCCCUCGCCCAGCCUGGCUGCCCCUGCUCGCCCACUCCUCCGGGGAAGGGGGAGGACCUGCCGAGGUUCUGCAUCGCCUGCCCUCUUACCCGGUGCCCAUUGCCCCUCCAGAGCCAUUGCAAGGUGCAGCCCCACAUCCGGCAAGGCCACACACUGCCCCCGCGCCCAGCAAAGCCCCGCGCCGGGGGGCAGGCUGCUGUGCCCAGCCCCGCUGCUCAAGGGGGAUGGGGGCAGACCGGCCCCCCCAGCCCCCUCCUGCUGACCUUCCCAGCGCCACAGGACGUGCCGUUGGCCUGGAGGAGACCUGCAGGAUUUGUGCCUCCGGGGGCCGUGGAAGAGCUGGACACGGGAGGGGCCCUGGACACGGGAGGGGCCCGCAGGGCUGCUGGCAGGCGCGAGCGCAGCUCCUCCGCGUGAGCGCAGCUCCUCCGCGUGCCGCAGCCUGCAGGUCGGUCUCCCCAUCGCUCACCAGCGCGGGCGCAGCAUUGCCGGCCCGUGCCCGGGGCUCCGGGAAACCCUCGUUGGCUCCAAAACCAGCGGAGAGGUUUCCGCAGGGGCUUUUUGCUUGGUUAUUUCAUUUGCUUUGCGAGCCCCUGUCCUCACAGCAGAGCACUUCCCAGGCCCGUCUCGGCAGGCUGAGCUAGCAAGGUGCUUGAUAGAAGAUAAAUUUUCAUAACUACACACACCUGGGGCUUGGGCACCACGAAUGACGCCGUGCCCAGCAAACAGCAGGCAGGAGCAGGCAGAGCUCUGCUCCGUCUGUGCCGAGGGAGAGACCGCAGCCAGCAGGGAGCCCCCAGCCCCUUCCCAAAGCAGUGAGACCACCCUGCUCUGCUGAGACUGCAACCCCACCACCCCAUCCCCGGAUUCCCCCCAACACAGACCCUCCUGCUCCCCCGGCCGCAGCAGCGAGGCUGGCAGGAUGCAGCACACAGGUGAACCGCGGUCCCCAAAUCACCCCACAGCCGCUUGCGCGUGACCCUUUGGAGACCAGAGCCUCGGACGCUGCCGUCAGCCCCCCGGCAGGCGUGCGCAGGAAUCGCGCUCCUCCUGAGCCGGAGCAGCACCGCUGUAACGCUACUUUCCCCCUUCACAAUAAACCCGUGCAAUCGUG
Messenger RNA from Dromaius novaehollandiae (emu), 2081 nucleotides. It is a transcript of the gene TMED3, whose product is annotated as transmembrane p24 trafficking protein 3. The transcript has 3 exons. The record is from RefSeq and is a predicted model, not a curated record. Gene Ontology annotation, cellular component: endoplasmic reticulum-Golgi intermediate compartment; COPI vesicle coat; Golgi apparatus. The coding region runs from base 63 to 698 and encodes 211 amino acids. Gene Ontology annotation, biological process: endoplasmic reticulum to Golgi vesicle-mediated transport; Golgi organization; intracellular protein transport. NCBI's taxonomy places the organism in Eukaryota, Metazoa, Chordata, Aves, Casuariiformes, Dromaiidae.